AUGGUUUUCAAACUUAUUGUUACAGCUGGACAAAAAUAUUUUGCUGAGUUUCUUAAAAGUGAAUACAGUGAUGAGAAUAUAUUAUUUUGGCAAGCAUGUGAAGAACUGAAACGUGAACAAAGCCGUGAGAAAAUGGAAGAAAAAGCACGGAUAAUUUAUAAAGAUUUUAUAUCAAUUCUGUCACCUAAAGAAGUAUCACUUGACUCACGUGUUAGGGAAAUUAUCAACAAUGACAUGACGUAUCCAACAGCGCACACGUUUGAUGAAGCGCAAAAUCAAAUUUACACUUUGAUGCAACGAGAUUCGUAUCCUCGUUUUGUGGUAUCUGAUUUGUAUAAGAAAAUUCUGGCCUCUUACGGACAUAUGGAAGAACUGUGA
Messenger RNA from Thelazia callipaeda (thelaziosis nematode), 378 nucleotides. NCBI's taxonomy places the organism in Eukaryota, Metazoa, Nematoda, Chromadorea, Rhabditida, Thelaziidae. The record is from the annotation of a GenBank genome assembly.